This is a messenger RNA of Mugil cephalus (flathead mullet), 2729 nucleotides long. RefSeq names its product IQ motif and ubiquitin domain containing (gene iqub). The transcript has 13 exons. Bases 272 to 2545 code for a protein of 757 amino acids. NCBI's taxonomy places the organism in Eukaryota, Metazoa, Chordata, Actinopteri, Mugiliformes, Mugilidae. Gene Ontology annotation, molecular function: protein binding. Gene Ontology annotation, biological process: cilium assembly. Gene Ontology annotation, cellular component: motile cilium; acrosomal vesicle. The record is from RefSeq and is a predicted model, not a curated record.
CAAGCCAACGUUGGAAGGCCAGUGGUAGUAGCGCUUUGAUAGCUCCAUUUAUCAGCUUGAAACAACAACAACAAUAAUAACACUAAAACGAUUUAAAGUAAUUCAAACCACUGUCAACGGACCUGUGUUUAAGCGUUUUAUCCAUUUAGACUGGGCGUUCUUUUUUCUUUUUUUUUUAUUAUUGUUGUUUUACGGCGCUUUUGUUGACUUCAGCCAAGUUAGCUUUAGCUUAGCUUUGGUUCGCCUUACGCCCGGUGGUCAGUUAAACGCCAUGCUGGAACUAAGUGAAAACGAAGAAGAGGACGUUAAAGAAGAGGUGGACGUAAACACGGGACCAAAUCCGCAAUCAGGUGAAAGUACUGUAGGGAAGCCGCCAGAGGGUGACAAAGAGCCGGGGAGGGAUAGAGAAGAGCAGCGGGCUGGAAGGUCACCUCCAGAUAUGCUGGGAAGUGUGAAAGAAGCAGAAACACAUUCCCCACACUUUCCUGAUGACUCAGAGCAGCUUAAAGACCCCCAGAAAACAGAAAAUGUUGGGAACUCGACAGCGACAGUGAAGGUGGUGCUGGAGCCUGAGGGUCAUGUGAUGACUGUGGCUUUCGCCAUCGGCCUCAGCAUUCAGGAGCUGAAGACUCACCUUGCUUCAGAGCUCAGAGUCCCCGCUGAGGUCCUUCAGCUGUCUCUGGAUGGCAGAGAGGUGGAGGAACAGCAGAGUCUGAUGGAGCUUGGCGUCCGUCCUCACAGCUCCACAAGGAUGGAGAUGAGCUCUACUGACCCAAGCUCCCACCCCCUCCGCCCCAUUCGCCCACCAGAGCAUGACAGCAUGCCUGACGUUAUCACUGUACAAGUCCAAACAGGUGAGGGCGUGUUCCAGGAGGUGGUGGUGGAGAUUGAGCGCCCCCCCCAGCAAAAGGCCUUCCUAGGCGGUUACAGGCACCAGCUGACAGGAGUGGAGUAUCAUCAUGCAGCCACCCAGACACUGCCCAAGAGAAGACCUGACAGAGGAGUCAUGGUCUUUAGCCGCGUCACACAGACAGUAGAGGUCCAGUCUCAGGCGCAGCAAUGUCCAGUCAACGUCUCCACCCAGAUGACCGGGAUCGGCUGCUACGUCUCAUGUAGGAACGACAAGCUGGUCUCCCCUGGAAAAUACGUUACAGCUGAUGAGUACCAUGACAGGAGGCUGAGAGCUGUAAUCUGUCUACAGUCAUUUGCUCGGCGGUGGCUGGCCCAACAGGCAGUAGACCAGCUGUGGAAGGAGCGAAACAGACGGCUGGCCUGGCUGGAGCUGCAGGAGAGGAAGAGGAAGGAAGAGAAAGAGGAACAGUUGAGAGACCGCCGCCACCGUUGGAUGAACCCACAGAGGAGGGAGGACUUCAACCUGCUGUACCAUGCUUUAGAGAAGUGGAGGAAUGAGGAGGAAGAGCGGAUCAACUCAACCCUCCGAGGAGCUGAGAGAAAGGCAGCUCUCUGUUUGUUGGUAGAGCAGGAGACGCAGCUCAUCGCUGCCAUCGGACAACAUCGCAUCACCGUCCACAACAACAACUAUGACAAAAUUGUGAGGAACUUCCUGGAUAAGUCAGCAGCUCCUCAUCAGUGGAGAAGGGCAGAUGGUCGUCUGAUUGAGAUGGACAGUGUGCAAACCAUCAGAGCCAGAGAGCUGCGAGAUCUCUACAACAAAAUUAGCCAGUCCACAGUAAGGCAAGAGGAGAGGCUCCAAGUCCUGAUGUCACUAAAACACACUGUCAAGGAGCAUGAGUGUCAGUUGACCCGGGACAUCGUGGAUUUGAUUGACAGGGAGGUGGACCUGAUGACUCGAGGAGUUAAGUCAGGUAGUUUGGUGGGGUUGAGGAAGAGGGUCUGUACUCUUUUCCUCCAAUACAUCAAAACUCCUGCUUUCAACCCUGAAGUGUCCAAACUGCUGAAGGUUCCCCAGAACCCCGCUCAGCUGAAGAAUGAUAUGUUCCUCUGCCGAUAUUGUCACCGCUACCUGCGGUCCGCAGACUUCAGUGUGUCUGCCAGUGGCUGCCUGAGUAGCCGGUGUCAGCACUGUGACAGACUGGACAACAUAGCUAGAUCCCGCGAUGACUUCUCCUUCUACAAAAACAUCCUGAGGAGGCUGAGAACUGAAGAGCAGCAGCUCAGUGAAAAAGCCAAGAUCCCCUUUCUGCUCCAGGUGGAGGAUAUGCGGUACCUGGUGGAGGUGAUCUGGGCGUCCCGCUCUGCCCUCAAUGCCUCCAAUGACCUCUACAACUUAGUGUUUGUUCGCUGGGAGCAUCGGAGGGACUGGAGCCCCUGGAACUGCAUACUGCUGUCCAAAGAAGAAACCCCAGCUCAUUUGCAGGUGGAGGAUGUUCACAAGGCAUACGAGGCGACAUUUGUCCGCGGGGUCCAACACAAACAUGCACUAGCUCGACGCCACUUCAGCCAAAUCCCUGUGAUGACUGAGUACCUGGACUCUAAUCCAGCUGCUGCCCUGGGCAACCAGUUUGUCUCUAAGUCCAUCACUAUGGCAACAGGCAAGCAUGCCACCAACACCACAGGGCCCUAGCUCGUUAAGAAGCACUCUGUGGUUUCCCUUUUUGUCACAUUGUUUCUCCCAUCACUUAUAUUGCCUGGAACUUUCUGAAUGAAAUCUAAAAUGAAAUUUACGAUAAAUUACCUCCCGGUUCUAGAUUCCUUUCUGUUUUAUGUUCAGAGAAGGAGAUAAUAAAUCGUUUUUACAAACAUCUCAA